Messenger RNA from Bactrocera oleae (olive fruit fly), 3358 nucleotides. The record is from RefSeq and is a predicted model, not a curated record. Lineage: Eukaryota; Metazoa; Arthropoda; Insecta; Diptera; Tephritidae.
GUUUUAGAUCUCCUAUACAUUUUAUUGUAUUAUUCGUCAGUUAACUAUGCGUUUGUUAUCAGCGAAAAAUUUCUUUUCACUUUCAAAUUUCCCAUCGCACUUUUCUUUGUUGAGACAUGCUCAUGAGAAGAAAUAGUAAAUAGUACUUAAGUACUUUUUUUUCGAAUACAUUAUUGAUAAUAGUUGUGGCGACUGAAUACAAAGAGAACAUUUUUAUUCAUAAUUAUUGUUGCUCUCGAAUAUCACUACACAUUGUCAUUAAGCUUGUUUUGUCUAUCAGCUAAUAGUGUUGGAUGACGAAACUGCUCGCAAGUCGGAAGUGGUCUUUACUGCUGAGCACACACGCUCGGUUUAUUUUUACGUAAAAAUUGUCGAAAUACGCUGUGACGAACUUUAAUCCAAUCGCUUACUGCAUACAAUCACACAACCAAAUAUAUUGUGUAAUUGCUGGUUUACAUUGUACAUAAAUACAGUUUAUGUUUUUAACACGUAGACGGAAGUUCUUUAAAAGUAAAAAUUGCUGACAGGCGCAGUACGAUUGUCUGCACUUACAAAACAAAAGCUCAUUAACUUUUUGAAUAACGAAAAAAUCGAAAAAGAAACAUCCCGUACUCCCAUAUCUUCAAUCAAAUAAUCACUCGAUUACAGUUUGACGUAUAUAACAAGUACAUCUGCAUAUUUAAUCCAAAUAGUCGAAAAAUUUGAAAACACCUGUUGUGAUUCCCAAAGUCCUCUCUUCAAAACUUUUUUAUUUGGUGUGGCAUAGCAGUCAUUGCUUAAUUUGGCUGUUAAUAUUAUUCCUCCUCAAGUUAAAUGUUGGGUUUCCAUUCAAACGUGCACCAUAUCUAUGAAAUUUGAUGUCAUUGAAUAAAGAUUUUCAACCAUUGACUGAUAAUCCUCCUGCAACUUCAUUUUACAAUUUACAAAUAUAUACAAACUUUUAUACAAUGUACGAAUCAUAUAAACUCUUAAACGUCAUAUUCCGUGCUUCAGUCAUUCCGGGAGCAUUAAUGUUAAUUUGGCUGACUGGGAUGUAAGUACGCUAAUUCUUUAUACAUUUAGAUACAUACAUAUAUAUUUUGAUUUUUAAUUGCUAACUGUAAUGUUCUUCGUUACAAUUAAUUUGUUAUAUGUUUUUUUCUCAUGCUUUUUAUAUCAAAAGAAUCGGCAGAUAAAACUUAUCUAACCAAUCUCUAUCGCGGUUGCUAGUCCUCUUUAUAUCUAUUUUUAUUAUUUACCAAAGUUAACCUAUGAAAUGUGCUAUUAGUCCUUAUUUUUUUCCCCGUCGCUUUGUAAAAUAUGUCUGCAUGUACAGUAUUCGCACGGUUAUGUACUAAUUCAGGCAAUCGAUAGUGCUCGUGCCUCUACUGAAUAUACCACAUUUUGCUUGACACAUAUAACUUCCUUAUUCGCUUUUGUACGAAAUAUCUCAUUACUAUCUGGAUAUACAUAUGUACUUGUCGUGCACAAUUUAGUCUACGAUUAAAUGCUAUCCUUUUAUUCAUUCUACAGUUAGCGAAUAAAUUAUUUUUUAUUUAUUUAUCAUUCUUAUUUUAUUUGUUAUUCUGAUACACGCAUCAGUAAGUACUCCUAAUGUGUAACAUUGAGGUGUUUGCCAUUCAUUAAGUUUCGAUUCAAGUUUGACUCUAAAUCCUCCUCUUUACUCCACAGAAUCUCACUUACUGUGGUACAAAUAUGUAUGCUGGUAUUCCUCAUAAUAUUCGUUGGAUUCCCAUUAUUAUUUCGUUAUUCUAUAACAUUACAAAGAGGGAUUCUCUUUCUCACGUUCAUUACAUAUCCCAAGGACCUUGAUCUGUCAAAUCCAGCCAGUGUGGGGCUUUUUGGUACGAGAUCUCUUAAUCUUAGUGUGCUCGAUCCCGAUGCUGAGGAACGUCAUGAUGGCGUGCGCAUUGGUGUCUGGCAUGUGCUGCCGUUACACUUAGCUAAACGCUUUGCUAAAGAACUGAAAAUCGAUACGCAAGUGCACGAUGAAUUAAAGAACACAACAUUUGACGAUGACGAAAGUUUGGACAAGCAAAUGCCUACUCUGAAAUCAGAAUUCCCCGAUGUAACCGCUGAGAAUGAAGCGCUCUUUUAUGAGCGCAUGUUGAAACUUCCGGGUAUCAUUGUUCUAUAUCUUCAUGGCAACACCGCUUCUCGUGGCUCGGGACAUCGUGUCGAGAUGUACCAGAUUCUGCGCAAACUUGGCUGCCAUGUAUUGUCUUUGGAUUAUCGAGGUUAUGGAGAUUCCGAUCCCGUUCCACCCACCGAAGAGGGAAUUGUACGAGACGCCCUAACAGUAUAUGAAUAUAUUAGAAAUGUAACAACGAAUCCUAUAUUCAUAUGGGGUCAUUCUCUGGGCACUGGUGUGGCAUGUCAUUUAUGUUCACAGUUAAGUUUGAAUUUCAAAAUAGAUCUACCUCGUGGAGUGGUAUUGGAGGCGCCUUUUACGAACAUCCGUGAUGAAAUAAGAUUGCAUCCAUUCGCUAGGCCCUUUAAAGAUCUGCCUUGGUUUGAUUUGACGAUUGCGCGUCCUAUGUAUUCGAACAAGUUGCGCUUUGAAUCGGAUAAGCACAUCGGCGAAUUUCGGCAGCCGGUAAUGAUACUCCAUGCGGAAGAUGAUUAUGUUGUUCCAUUUGAACUUGGGUACAAGCUAUAUCGAAUAGCUCUGGAUACGCGUGCAAAAACUUGGGGGCCUGUUGAAUUUCAUCGAUUCAAUGGUGUUGCAGGUUACGGACAUAAGUUUCUUUGCCGCGCACCUGAACUACCGGAACUUGCAAAACAAUUUUUCGAGACUUAUCGCAACGAAGACUUUUAAAGACUUUAAAAUGUUUAAACAUUGGCUUCUGUUAUUUCCCCCCAUAAAGUGCAUAUGUAUCCUGCAGUAUUUAAGGUCUUACAGCCAGGAAUUCACAUCCGCCCGAGUUCACUCAAAAAAAGCUUACAAGCUACUGGAAUGCUUUUUAUUUCAAAUAGUUUUGUCGUAGAUUUGUGUAUAUGCAUAUACAUGUACAAUAAGGACUUUAGUAUUAUUUGUGCAAAUUAAUUAUUUAAAAACAUAGACAUAGAAAUGGAGACAUUUAUUAGUCAGUUACGGGUGCACUUAUUUGCGACUGUUUCAUUGUAUACAUAUAUAAAAAAGAGAAAAAGGGAAAGGAAUACAUGCAAGGACGAUGUGUAGAGAUUGCAACUAAUACAAUUCAAACUGUGAAAGUUCGUAUUAUUUAUUAUUGCUAAAAGUCGUGAUUAUGCUAGAGGUUUAACCAUUACCAAAAAGGUAAAAUAUGAUAACAUUAUGAAAAUAUUAUUUUUUUGUAAAUAAAUAUAAAAUAAAUACAAAAUUUUUACUUUAUAGUAA